Messenger RNA from Insectozyma verbasci, 267 nucleotides. The record is from the annotation of a GenBank genome assembly. Lineage: Eukaryota; Fungi; Ascomycota; Pichiomycetes; Serinales; Debaryomycetaceae.
AUGGGUAUAACAAAAGAACAAAAGAGUAGAUUAUUAAACCAUUUAAGACUGGAAAAACAGAAAUUGAGUAUUAGAAAUAACCUACUAAUGGAAAAACAUGCUAAAGAUGUUGAAAAAAGCGUAAGGCGUAGAUUAAAUAUGGUUUCAGUUACAUUAUAUGAUAUAAAGUUUAAAGAAAUAUUUAUGGUUGAAAGGCAAAAGAAGCUAGAAAUUAGGUCGCUAUUAAAAGAAAUUCAAGAGUUAAAGAGAAAUUCAAUGAAUAAAUAG